AUGUUUCACUCGCUACCGCCAGACGUCGAGCUGACACAGACGGCCGCAGUGGAAGAGCUUGAGCGGCGCCUGAUGAACGACAUUCAUGACAUAGAGCGUAAAUUGCAAGAACGGGGACAGAUCGUUAAAAGCCCGGUGGAAGAGCUUGCUGUUUCAAUGCGUCUUAGUGGAAGUCUGCACGAACAACGUCCAGCUGCAGAGCAGCUGGCCAUCCAUCGGGUGUUCACUGAAGAGUUUGCAACGGAGGCCCUAAAGCGUACACCACAGAUUGAUGUUAGCCAUCUUGAGAGUCUCCUUACGCAGGCGGAGGAGGCCUUAGUGAGCAACAGAAUUCAUACAUGUGCCGAGCAUAUCAUGGCAUUCAUUGCAGAGCAUACGCGCCAGGCCACAGAGAUUGAAGGUUUAUAUCGGAGCAUGGUUGAAGAGCUCAGCGAGCUUACUUUAACGGCAGUAGACACUCCGUGCAGCAGCUUGCAAUGUGAAAUACGUGCGAUAGAGGCAGAGAUAGAGAGGAAUACCGCCAGCUGCGAAGCUGCGGACAGAACCCGACAAGAUUUACUAGACCAAAUCAGCACCCUAACAGAUGAACUGGCAGCCAAAGAAGCGAGGUUGACAGCCAAAGAAAGCCACUGUGAGAACCUAUCUUCUGAAUUGGAGGAGUUACUAAGGCACAAUAUGCAGCUUCAGAUCAAUCUGCAAAGCUUGGAAGAAAGUGUUCGCGGGGCGUCAGCGGAGACCGAGCUAAUUCGAAAAUUGGCUCAGGGGAAGUAUGGGGACGGAGAGGCCGAGUUUCUACUUCAGCAGGUGCAGGACCUUACCGAGGCCAGAGAUAAAUUGGCAAGAGAGAUAGACCGGUGUAGAGUGUACUUGCGAAGGAUGCAGAUUUAG
Molecule: messenger RNA, 888 nt
Organism: Giardia duodenalis
Lineage: Eukaryota; Fornicata; Diplomonadida; Hexamitidae
Exons: 1
Coding region: 1-888 (295 amino acids)
Source: RefSeq, a predicted model, not a curated record